AUGGGCGGCGCGAACGGGAAAAGCAAGAAGAAGAAGUCGCCUCGGGAUGGGAAAUCCGGAGGGAAGAGUGCGAAUUAUAAGAAGACGGGGAUGAAAGGAGGAGGAAUGAGUGGUGGUGAUAAUGCGACGAACAAAAACACAAACGGUAAAAGUUCAACCGCGCGGGCGUUAGAAACACAAAUUGAAUCCGCAUUGACGCACAUCUCGUAUGAUCGCAUCGAGCAGGGUUUGUUGGAAUUGAAAGAUAUUUGUAAGAAGAAUUCAACGAACGUGGAUGCGUUGGAAACGUACGCGUACGCGUUAGCCGAGUACGGGGACCAAGAAGAAGCGCUGGACGCGUUGAGAGACGCGGCGAAGGCGAAUCCGGACAGCGGGUACGAGAAGUUUAUGUAUCUCGGGCAGUUGUUGGACGACGGGAAAGCGGCAACGGCGUGCACAAAGAAAGGGUUAGAUUUGUUGGAAGAACAAAUGAAAAAAGGGGACGCGCCGGUGGCGGAUAGGCACUGUUCGGCGUGUUGCGCGUUGGCGGAACAGAUUUUGGGAUGUCGAGACGAAGAAGACGGGAUGGACGGCGAUAACGCGGUGGACGACGAGACGGCAAAAGCCGUGGAGGAAUUACUCAAAAGAGCGCAACAAUCGGAUAAAGAAAGCGCGGAGCCGAUGCAAGUGCUGGCGUGUUUGCGAAAUGAGCAAGGGAAGAAGGACGAGGCUUUGAAAUAUUUGAGAGAAAGCAUCGCCAAGUGGAGGAAGCCGAUGCAGUUGGUCCAAGAGACGAAGAAAGAGAGAGAUAUUUACGAACGAAAGAGACCGGCGCCGGGAGCGAAAGAUUACGCAUCCUCGUCGGAGGACGAUAUGGAGAAAGAAGAAGAAGAAGAAAAAGACGACGACGACGAUGAAGAAUACACGCCGAGAUUCCAAGACUACGAGGUAAGUUUUGAGUUUCGAUUCGAAACCGCCAAAUUGUUGUUGGAAAUCGACACCUCCGCCGCGCUCGCGAUUGAAAUUCUCGAAGAGCUCUUAGAAGAGCGCGACGGUAUCGUCGACGUCUGGUAUUUGUUGGCCUACGCGCAUUACGGCGCUAAUGAAUUGGACGAUUCGUUGGAGAUUAUCGAAAUUGGCGAAAAACUAGCUGCAAAAUCGAAAGAUACCGGCGUCCUUCAAGAGGCCGAAGCGGAAGGCGCUUUGAUGAACUUCGCCGAGUUGAAACACGUCAUCGAAGAAGUAAGGAGGGAGUGCGAUGAACAGGUCAAAUAA
Molecule: messenger RNA, 1254 nt
Organism: Bathycoccus prasinos
Lineage: Eukaryota; Viridiplantae; Chlorophyta; Mamiellophyceae; Mamiellales; Bathycoccaceae
Exons: 1
Coding region: 1-1254 (417 amino acids)
Molecular function (GO): protein binding
Source: RefSeq, a predicted model, not a curated record